Colletotrichum chrysophilum is the source of this 939-nucleotide messenger RNA. RefSeq lists its product as uncharacterized. Gene Ontology annotation, molecular function: peptidase activity. NCBI's taxonomy places the organism in Eukaryota, Fungi, Ascomycota, Sordariomycetes, Glomerellales, Glomerellaceae. The transcript is spliced from 2 exons. The record is from RefSeq and is a predicted model, not a curated record. The coding region runs from base 1 to 939 and encodes 312 amino acids. Gene Ontology annotation, biological process: proteolysis.
AUGGUUCUCAUCAAAGUGGUCGAGAGGUCAGUCCCCUUUCCUCAUCCAUCAUUUCCUGAGGACUCGAACCCUCAAACUGCCUAUCGUACUCUCGGCGACCUGUCUGCAGGUAAGCCGCUUGUCGCACUUCACGGCGGUCCCGGGAUUCCACACGUUUAUCUGGCCCCUCUUUUCACGUAUUACCACAAACAAACCAAGACUCCCGUGAUUCUGUAUGAUCAAAUCGGUUGCGGCAAAUCGACGCAUUACCCGGAGAAGCAGGGCGAUGAGUCUUUCUGGACUGUGUCGCUCUUUGUCUCCGAGCUCGAGAACUUGCUGGCCCGCCUCGGCGUCGACAAAUUUGACCUCUACGGUCACUCAUGGGGUGGCAUGCUUGCGGCUGUCAUCGCGACAGAAUCGGCAUCGCCAGUUCUGGCGCCAAAGAUUGAGAAGCUGAUAUUGGCCAGCAGCCCCGCGAGUAUGAAGUUGUGGGAAACGGCACAGCGUAAUUGGCUAAAAGAGAUGCCUAAAACUGUCCGCCAUGCAAUCGAGAAGGCGGAGAAGGAUGGCGACUACGAAUCGGAAGAGUAUCAGGCGGCCGUGAUGGAGUACUACAAGGUUCAUAUGUGUCGCAUUUGGCCAUUCCCCAAGGCCUUGGCGGACGCUUUCGAUGAGCUGGAGAAGGACCCAACGGUCUAUUCUACCAUGAAUGGACCAAGUGAGAUUACUGUCGUCGGGAACCUGAAGAGUUACGAUUGGAGUGAGAAGUGCAGAGAGAUCAAAGUCCCUACUCUCGUUAUCCAUGGCGAGUUUGACGAGGCGUCUUAUUUAGUGGUUGAGCCUUUGGUCAAGAACAUUCGCAACUCUAAAUGGAUUACUGUCAGCAAUGGGGCUCAUAUUGUUCACUUAGAGCAACUUGAGAAGUACUCAUGGUUUCUGGAGAAGUUCCUACAUGGCUGA